AUGUCAGAAAUUAUCAUAGUAGGAGCAGGUGUUUUGGGUCUCUCAACGGCAUUCGCCAUCUCCGAAAACAACGAGAGACCUCACACUAUCACCAUCGUGGCUGAACAUGAUCCAGAGUCUACACCAUACUCUAACUACUACACUUCACCAUGGGCAGGUGCACAUUUCCGGCCAUUUCCAUCCAAGAAUGCUGCAGAACUCAAGGAUUACCCAUUGUCUCGUGUGACCCUUGAAAGAUUCAAGAAGUUGGCCAAAACCAACCCAGAGUCAUCGAUCAAGUUCGUAAAAGGUAUGGAAUAUUUUGGUGCUCCAGAUAAGUUCUACACUGGGAUAACUGAAGGUUAUAAGGAGGGAAUUGACAACUUCCGUGUGCUUGAUAAGGAUGAGUUGGUUGGUGAUGCUAUCAUGGGCACGGAAUAUGAUACGUAUGUCAUGAACUCUCCACAUUACCUUCGGUUCCUUUACCAGAAGUUGAAAUUUACCUAUGAUGUGAAGUUUGUUAGUGCAAAGUUGGAAAAGUUGUCUGAAGCCACCAAAUACGCAUCCCGGGCCAACUGUGUGGUGAUUAACUGCACCGGUAUGGGUCUCCAAUGGGAGGGUGGAUACGACGAGACUAGUUUCCCUAUUAGAGGCCAGACUCUCUUGGUGAAUGCUCCAACUGGAUGUAAAUUGGAGAAUUACACAAUAACUCAUCAGCUGAGACUUAAUGAGUGGACAUUUUGCAUUCCACGGCCGUUGGAUGGUGGAAUCAUUCUUGGAGGAACUAAGCAGCCAUAUGCUACUGAUUCGGCACCAAGAGAAGACGAUACACGGGCCCUUUUAGAAAGAGGUGCUGCAAAGUUUCCUGAGUUGAUGAAAACCAACUCAAAGGGAGAAAAGUACUUUGAUGUUGUGAAGGUCAAUGUUGGUUUCCGUCCCGCACGUAAGGAUGGAAUGAACUUUGCUAUUGAGAGCCACGGACCUACGGUGGUAAUUAAUGCUUAUGGAGCUGGGGGCUCUGGGUAUGAAUUCUCCUAUGGAAUUGGAUACAAGGUGUAUGAGUUGUUGAAAGGUACCAAAUCCAAGCUUUAA
Molecule: messenger RNA, 1071 nt
Organism: Sungouiella intermedia
Lineage: Eukaryota; Fungi; Ascomycota; Pichiomycetes; Serinales; Metschnikowiaceae
Source: the annotation of a GenBank genome assembly